This is a messenger RNA of Coniophora puteana RWD-64-598 SS2, 2341 nucleotides long. RefSeq names its product kinase-like protein. Lineage: Eukaryota; Fungi; Basidiomycota; Agaricomycetes; Boletales; Coniophoraceae. The record is from RefSeq and is a predicted model, not a curated record. The transcript has 6 exons. Bases 1 to 2211 code for a protein of 736 amino acids. Gene Ontology annotation, biological process: intracellular signal transduction; peptidyl-serine phosphorylation. Gene Ontology annotation, molecular function: protein serine/threonine kinase activity; ATP binding.
AUGGCUUUCUUCAAGCGUCUCCUCCCGGUUCUUUUCCAGACGAAUCGACACACGGACCCCACCCGCUCGAAAUCGGAUGGCACUUCUACCGAUAUCUCGUUUCUUUCUCGAGGCUGCCAGCGCGCAACAGAAGCAAAGAUCUCCUCUGACACCGCGUAUGCCCAAUUUGCUAUACGUAUUCGACGCUCGAAUCCUCUAUGUCGCAUGCUCCAGGCGCAGUACGGCGGUUCUCCUAUCGACGUCCAAUCACCACAUGUUCCGGCUUGCCCUACGUCGUCUGAGGCAUCUCGGGCAAGAUGUGAUUCCAGCGCUGUGCCGCCUCUAGCUGCUCACGCAAGAUCUCCAACACUUUUGUAUUUCGGGGACCAAAUCGUGGAUGGAGACGCUGUCGAGAGACGCUCUAGUAUGGCUAGCUUGGUUCCAACGGAGCUCGUUCCUUCGUGUCUAUCGGCGGCGGCGUUGCCCAUCUACUCCGGGUUGUCCGAGGAUGUGUCACCUACUGAUGAAUCUCAUGGGCUUGCCAAACUAAAAUACCGGACUUCGUGGAAGCUCGAUCCAGACGGGCCAGCUCGUGGUGACGGUUUUGCAUCUAGAGCAUCAGUACCAAACUCUUCUAUCUCAGCCGAGGCCUCUAACGCAAAUGAUGAAGCGACUGCACCUGUGUCUGAUGACUCACAAAAUAUACUGUAUUACGAAUUUCCCUCUACCUCGUUGCUCUCCUCCGAUGCCACCUUCAGUAACGAGAUGAACAACGUCAGACCGGACGUCUAUCGAUACGGCGAUACCAUCGUCCCCUUUCAUCACCUUCCAUCUCCGAAAAUCACGCUGGAAGCAGCAACACUCGCCCUCCUCGAAUGCCCCACCCGAGCUUCCUCCUUUAGCUUCGGCAAACGCACCGACACAAAACCCCCAGAAACGCUCGACUCCAUCCUCGCGCGCAAGCCGCUCACAUUCCCAUUCCGACUCGGAGGAGGCAGCGGCCACACCACGACCCAGUUCCACCUCAUCAAAGAAAUCGGGCGCGGCUCCUUCGGCGCGGUGUGCUACGCCCUCUCCUCCGCCGGCGACGAGGUCGCGAUCAAGAUCGUCGACAAGGCCGGCACGCUCUUCAACCACCCGCACUUUGGCGGCAGUGACGAGACGCUCGAGGCGGGCCUGCGCGGUGUCGUGCGCUGGGUCGGCGAGGAGCUCUCGGCGCUCAGGCGCGUUAGUGAGGACGUAGUCGGCGCUGGCGGGUGCCCGUUCGUUGCGCCGCUGCUGUGCGCGUUUGCGGAUCGGGGUAGUUUCUAUAUGGUCAUGAGAAUGUACCCAGAAAAUCUCCACCAGGCGAUGCAGCACUCGACACCCCGCUGCCGUGUCCCGGAAUAUCUCAUCAGGCUAUGGGCAGCUGAGCUCCUCGUAGCUCUCGAGGCUCUGCACGCAGCACGCAUCGUCCACCGCGACGUCAAGCCCGAAAACGUGCUGAUCAGCCCCAGCGGCCACAUCGCCCUCGCCGACUUCGGGCUUGCGUCCACGCACGCGCGCUGGCUCCCGCUCGACGCCAUCCGCAUCGCCGACGACGACCCUGCGUAUCCGGUCGGCACGCCCGGGUACAUGGCGCCCGAGCAGCUCGGGCAGGCGGGGCCGCACGGGUGCGCGUACGGGCACAAGGUUGAUAUGUAUGCGUGGGCGUUGGUGAUUUUGGAGAUGUUUAUUGGGGAUGGACGGAGCUGGUUCCAGGUCUCCGACCGGUAUUUUGAUCCAGGACGGAUAUCAGCCGUCGAACCACGGCCGGCACAAUUGGUCGAGGAGUUUGUCCAUGACCGCGAUGCUCAAGACUUGUUAUUCCGGGUACUCGCUCCCGAGCCGUCUUUGCGCCCCGAAUGGAACGAAAUCCGGACGAUGCCCUACUUCGCCGAUAUCGACUGGAACCUGCUCAAAGCGCGCGCGUACGAUCCGAUAUACCGUCCCUGUCUCCGCCGCCGCCUUGUGCGCCCCGUCGGCUCCGCGCUGCACAAAAUCCGCAAAGAGCUCGGCGGCUCGAACUACCGUCACUUGCGCAGGGCGUGCCAGAUCCGCGGCGCGGAGCUCGUGCGCGAUAUGCCCUUCGAGUACGUCGCACCACCGGGGGUGCUCUACGACAGGAAGCACGGCGUCAGCUGUCUCGCGAAGGGAGACGUCGACAGGUGCUGGUGCGCGGAGCCGAGUCAUUGGCAUAUUGCCGAAUCUUAGGCUUGAUGUUUAGCAUUUUUUCGCUCUUUUGAUAUUCGUUCGUUCGUUCUUUGUCCACGGCUUUUGACGGUGAUUCUGCGAGUUCUAGAGACGCUCAUCCGUCCUGCUCCCCUUCCUGCACGCUUGCCAG